GGAAGAGGCAGAAGCAGACGCCCCAGCAGCAGCAGCCCCUCGGCCUGCCUCCUUGGCUCGGUGUCCCUGAGGCGCCUGGCUGCGUCCCUCCUUGCGAAGGAGGAAGGCGAGGCGCCGGCGAUGUACCCUCCGGGCUCGUCUUGGAACAUCUCCUUCGCGGGCUGCGGCUUCCUGGGGGUCUACCACAUCGGGGUGGCCAGCUGCCUCCAGGAACACGCGCCCUUCCUGGUGGCCAACGCCCGCACCGUCUACGGAGCCUCCGCCGGCGCCCUCACCGCCACCGCCCUCGUCACCGGAGCCUGCCUCGGUGAGGCUGGUGCAAAUAUAAUUCAUGUAUCCAAAGAAGCUCGGAAGAGAUUUCUUGGUCCAUUGCACCCAUCCUUUAACUUGGUGAAAAUCAUCCGUUCUUGCCUAUACAAGACCUUGCCAGACAAUGGGCAUGAGUUGGCUAGUGGACGCUUGGGCAUCUCACUAACACGCGUCUCAGAUGGAGAGAAUGUCAUAUUAUCAGAGUUUACUUCCAAAGAAGAGCUUAUCCAGGCAUGUGUCUGCAGCACUUUCAUUCCUGUAUACUGUGGUCUCAUCCCUCCAAGUCUACAAGGAGUGAGGUAUGUUGAUGGAGGGAUUUCAGACAACCUGCCACAGUAUGAACUGAAGAACACCAUCACAGUAUCUCCCUUCUCAGGCGAGAGUGAUAUAUGUCCAAGGGACAGUUCUACCAAUAUCCAUGAGCUCAGGGUGACUAAUACCAGCAUUCAGUUCAAUCUGCGAAACCUCUACCGCCUCUCCAAGGCCCUGUUUCCACCGGAGCCUCAGGUUCUGCAGGACAUGUGUAAGCAGGGCUACAAGGAUGCUUUACACUUCCUGAGGAAAAAUGGUCUCCUACAGCACCAAAGGCCUGCCCGCCCUUUGCUGGCCAUUGGAAAUGGUGCUGAUGGCAGAAACCCUGAAGAGGAAGCCGAAGAAGAGGAGGACCAGUUGGGAGAGAACCCGGCACUGGUGGAGGCUGAAGAGCAUAUCCUGGAACACUUGCCUCCUAAACUAAACCAAGCACUUUUGGAAGCCUGUGCGGAGAGGAGAGGACUCUUCACUGGCAUUGCCAACCUGCUACCUAUACGCCUGGCAUCUACCUUGAUGCUCCCGUAUACACUUCCUCUAGAGUCUGCUGUCUCAUUCACAGUCAGAUUGCUUGAAUGGCUGCCAGAUGUUCCCGAGGAUAUUAGGUGGAUGAAAGAACAGACCAGAAAAGUCUGCCACUAUCUUAUGAGAAAAGCAAAGAACAAACUGGGAAGUCACCUCUCAGCCAGGCUCUACUACCAUCUUGAACUCAGAAAGACCCAAAGCUUGCCUCUCCCCCUGAGCGUCAGCUAUGGAGAGGCACUGCCGAAGUGGCUGCGGAGCAACCUCUCUCUGACGGACGUUAUGACCAAAUGGGAAGAGUACCAGCGCCAGCUGAUGCUGGGGCUGUUCUGUAUUAACGUGGACCUGCAGGCGUCGAUAUUCCCCUUGGAAGGACUGCGGAUGAGACACCCGUCGUCAGGCUGCACGCAAGAGAGCCUCCAGCUCUUCUGAGACUCACCACUGUUUGAGCAGAGGGGAAGGGAAAAGAGGGUGGGUAGUGACCACAUCUUAAUAGUCUCCUAAUGGAACUCUUUAUAGCCACUAAUGGAUUUUUCCCCUUCCUGUUCAAGAAAGAAAAUUGGUAUAAAAAUAACCCAUCAUGCCACUGCUGAGUGGGAGACUGAUACAAUGUGUUGAGUACACUCUUGGAAAGAAUGGUGGAUAAAAUACUUGGCAACUGCAGCACAUGUGGUUGGUCUCUUAGCUGAACUGGGAAGAACAUAACCUGGAAAAUGCCUUGGGAGGCAUCAUCCUGAACUUCUUGUUAGUAAUGGGAGGAAUGGGACACAAUCAGUGCUCUGGUAUUUCAUUCUCGUUUUUUUUAACCUAUCACUUUUAAAAUUAUAAAGUUUUUCUGUUUUAUGAAAAUUUUUAGUGCCCUGAGAUCUUCUCUUUCUGAGCUGUGGAACAAUAGAAAAGGGAAAGCAGUCUGGAAGGACCACUUCUUGUAGUGAAGGCACUCUGUGGUUUUCUUGGUUCUCAACAGAGACAUCUUGUAAUUGCUGCCUCCUAUUCUCAUGCAAAUCCACUGUGAAUGUAUCACACAAUAUAGAUAUCGGAAGUGCAGAACUGUUAGCUUAAGUCCUGAUCUACUAGUGUUCCCUAUUUUUCUCAGGCUAGUCUCCUUCUAUAGGAUAUUUUAUUCUGGGGAGAAGAGAAAUGCUUAGAAGUUCCUAAAUAUGGUUGCUAAAACUGUGUUUGAACUUUAUUUUCAGAUAACCUGUUUGUUUUUUUUAAAUGUCUCCUGCUAUUUCAUCCCCAAUGUUUUAUUUAUCUUCUUAAUGUUUAUGAUCAUAAAACGAAUGUAAAGAAGGAUGAAAGGGGAACAUGGGAGCUAAGGAUAAUGCAUGUUUCAGAAUGGUUUGUGACAAGUAUGAUUAACGAGCUGGCCAUAGAAGGAUAAUGAACAGGGAAGCAUUUGGGUUGCACUUGCAAAUGGACAUGAAGCAAUUAAAACCUAGAUACCAACAUCCAGAGUGGUGCAAAUGGAGGUAACAUUUCCUGUGAAAUUCAUACCUCACUUGUGCCAGUUGUAGAAGAUGCUGACAGUUCUAGCAAGAUGGUGGCUAUUUAGCCUGUUGUGGUAAAGUAGGGAUAAGGAUCUAAAGGUCCCGAUGGAGAUGGCAGGACUGUAUGAACAGUAGGAAUAGAAAUGAAAAGCCAAAUUGAUGGUACAUCCUUCUUUGCAUCCUUAAUGUGUUGAACCAGCAAACCCUUGCUUCCUUUAUGCUCGGAUAAUAGAAAUAUAAUUACCACAGAUUAACUUUAUUGAUUCAGAACACACACACACACACCUACCCCCCACUACUCUUGUCCACCUUUUUGUGCUCCAACCUCUAUUUGCUGAACUUGAAACACUCCAGGUAACGGAGCAAAUUCCACCUCUUUCCUAAGUCCAUGAUCAAAUGUAAUGUAUCUACAACUGAUUUUCACCAGCACUGACCUUCUUUGUAUUGUUUUCACUGCCGUUGCCUUGUUCUUACUACCGUGUAGUAUGGCCACUCUGUCAUACGAUUGGAAAAGGGCAGGGUUCCAUUUCAUAUAGCAAUACUGUUUUAUCUGACACACUUUUCUCUAUUGGGAUCCAAUGGGACCUUCCUUGUUGUGAUUGUGUAAUAUAAUAGCACACAUGUUUUAUGCCAUAGGAACAAAAGGGAGAGUGGCUACCUUUGUAUAGAGAUAAAGUUUAAUUUCCUUUUUACUCUAACCAGAUGGCCAUUUCUGUUCUUGUAGUAUCACAAUCUGAUGAAUGCCAAAGACAGCACAGCAGUUGGGUGCUGUGGAGAUGGCUUAGAAACUGUGAAUAAAUCAGUGUUAAUAGUAAUGGAGUUUCAGGUGCCAAUAGAGAACAGGUGGGUGGAUGUAGUUUGGAACACAUGCAUGUACAAGGGGCAUCUAGUAGAUUUUUGUAGUGCCAAAGCAGAUGAGAGGUAGCUUAUUGCACAAAUGAGCUGCAUGCUGCUCUUUGUCAACAAAGGCCCAUACCUGCCUGAUUUUUUUUUAACGGUGCGGUGUAAGGCAGGGAAUAAAGUCAAUUAAAAGUGGCUUAAGCCAAAAUAAUUCUAACUUGGUGUAACACAAGGUCAUCUAGUAGCUAAGCAACUAGGAUGUUAAUGAUCUUUCUGGAAAUCUACUGAAUGUCUAGAAUUAUUGAGAUGGUUACAAGUUUUGAGUUUAUUUUUAUUUUUGAAACAGCAAGUACUAUAAAAUUUAAUCUAAUACAGAAAGUAAUCUUUUGGUUCUUAAUUGGCUAUUCGUAUAGUACAAAUGACUGCUUUGGUUUAUGAACCAACUUUAUUCAUUUUUUCCAACAUAAUUUGGAAAAGUAGAGUUUUUAAACAUGAAAGCUUUGUGAGAAGAGAAACUGGGAGCGGUGAAGGGUUUGACACUCUGGACCAUUGAGUAGCCACUCCCCUACACUUUAUGUAAACACUUUGGGUGACAAGGAGUUCACUGUUCUUUCUGCAAACAUUUGCUUUAUUCUGAAUGCAUCUAACAAAUUGCAGCAAAGCCAUAACACUCUCCCCAGAAUCGAAAAACUUGUCUUUCCAUUGAUGUUAGAUCCAUCAGAAUGCAACUAGGGAAAUACUUGUUAGGCUAUGUGCUGCUUUUUCUUAAUCUUUUAUAAUUGAUGAACAAACAAAUAAUACUAUCAACAAAACAGUGGUCCUUAGCAUUUUAAAUAAAAUGUGGUCUGAUUCAUGGAGUUUGUGGAGUUCCAGACUCAAAUGUUUUCUUUGGAGGGGAAAAAAACCUGUGGAACUACUUAUUGAGAAGUCACACAUAAAAUCUCAAAUAAGAUCUACAGCAUAAAAACUAAAGGGGUGUGUGUAUAUAUAGAUGAGGAACUACCUGAAGUAUUUAACCUUUUCCCAUGUGUUCCCCCACUCUUCAGCUAAAAAAUCAUAGCAAGCAUCUUAAAGGUGAAGUAGAUUCAUAUAAUUGAAAUAAGAAGAUGCAAAGGUAAAAUCCACUUAUUACAAAGUUUUGCAUGAAGGAUAGUAAUUGCAAGAGAUCUUUCUCAUAUUUCAAUGAACUAUUGAUUAACCUGCUAUAGGUAGCUUCAUGGGAAGGGCAGUCAUGUUUCCAAUAUCUGGCAAAAUGGAUUUCUUUUAUCAUCUCAAGCUUGGGGAAACACCUUUUGUGUUUGUUUGUUGUCUACUGAUUAUAGCAAUAAAGACCAUUUGUUGUCUCUGAGAAGACGCUGAGCUUGUGUUUGAAUGAGCCAACUAUAACCAACUAAUAAGUUAUUCAGCACUCUAUUUUAUGUUUAAAAUGUUGUUGUACAACUAUUUAGGUAUUUUUAAUAUGCUGCUACUUAAAGCACAGUGACUAUAUUGAUGAGCUCGUGUUUGCUGCUAAUGUAUUCUAAUUUAGAGAGGGUUCUUCUGUAGCCGUUCAUCAAACCAGCUGCAAAAAUAAUCAGCAUUAUAGUUUUAAGUAAUUUCAGUUCUAACAAUUACCAAAAUCUGUCACUGGAAAUGGAGGCUGUGUAUAGCAACAAAGUGCCGGUUGGAAAGAUUAGGUGUGUCAGAUAUGACAUGUUUUUUUCGAUAUGGAGUGGCCUGUGUGUGAGCCCUGGAAAGGAGGGCUUUUGUAAUUCAGCACAUAGCUUUGCUAUAGUUUGCCCACUCUAAGAAUAACAUCUAAUUAUAUCAGAAGCUGGAUGAUUUGUACACGUUGGCUAUUGCAAGAGCAUGCUCAUGUUUCCCCAGUGCCUUUUAAAAAAUGCCAAGCAUUCCAGCACUUUUCAUGGCACCUAUUCCUCUUCUGUUGUCUCUGCAUUUGGCUUCCUUUAAUUCAGUAGCAGCUGCUGGGUUACCAACACCACUGCAGAAGGAAUAGUUACUGGCCCUUGUGAUUGGUGUCCUCUCUAUUCCACAGAUACAUAUUGGCCUGUCUUACAAACUAUGGGAAACCCAGCAUGCCAAAUAGAGAAUGAGAUUUAACCUUAUUUUUAAAAAGCUUAAUUUAAAUUUGCAUUUAUUUUAUUUGAGACUGCAGGACUGUGUGCUAAAAUGAGGUGAGCUGGGGGAAGCGUUCCCACAGUGCUGUGACACUUUUGUGCACUUUGAUGGACAUCCAGGGGUAGAUCAGUUUUAGCACUUGUGAGUGAAUAAUAGGGACCCUUUUGUCUGAAGUUAAAGCAAUGGGGAAAUUAGGAAAGAAAAUGGCAACUAUUAAAAGGCAACAUUUUAAUGGUUAUCCUUCAAAAAUUUUGUUACUUUGUGUUACGUUUUGCUUCCCCUCACCCCAUUUCUCUCCCUCCAGUGUUUUAUUGAAAGUGUAUAAAGUAUUUAUUUUGAUAGAAUAUACCUCCCUAAUAAAAAAAAAAAAGCUUUCUAAACACA
Messenger RNA from Anolis sagrei ordinatus, 5972 nucleotides. RefSeq names its product patatin like phospholipase domain containing 2 (gene PNPLA2). Lineage: Eukaryota; Metazoa; Chordata; Lepidosauria; Squamata; Anolidae. Gene Ontology annotation, biological process: positive regulation of triglyceride catabolic process; lipid homeostasis; triglyceride catabolic process. The record is from RefSeq and is a predicted model, not a curated record. Gene Ontology annotation, cellular component: lipid droplet; membrane; cytoplasm. Gene Ontology annotation, molecular function: triacylglycerol lipase activity.